This is a messenger RNA of Paramecium octaurelia, 424 nucleotides long. Lineage: Eukaryota; Ciliophora; Oligohymenophorea; Peniculida; Parameciidae. The record is from the annotation of a GenBank genome assembly.
AAUAAAAUUCAAUGUAAUACGUUGCUGCAUAUGCUUUGUUGACUUUAGGCGGAAAAGCUAAUCCCAGUAUGAUAAUUGGUUAAACACUUAGGUGAGGCUGACGUAAAGGGACUAUUGGCUGAAGUUGGUGUAACAGGAUCAGAUGCUGAAAUUAAGACCUUAGUAGAUUCUUUGAAAGGAAAGACAUUAUAAGAAGUUAUAGCAGAAGGAUUGAAGAAAGUGGGAACACUUUCCUUAGGAGGAGGAUGUAAAAUAAAGGGAUUAUAAUGUAUUAGCAUCAAAAGCAGCUCCAGUUGCUGCUCAAGCACAACCAGCUAAAAAGGCUGAAGAAAAGCCAGUUGAGAAGGCUCCAGAACCUGAAGAAGACGUCGACAUGGGUGGCUUAUUCGAUUGAUGAAAGAAAAACGUACAUUAUACAUUAUAC